AAGCUCAGAAUUUCCAUCUCCACCAGCAGCAGCCUCAGCUUCUUCCAGAAGUUUCUGGUGCAGCUGGGGCCAGUGUGUGGGACAGAAUCCAGCCAAGCGUGCCUGGGCUUCCACUCCACAGUCAGGAAGUUUGAAGAAUGAGGCCCUUCAGCUCUGAGCUGCCAGGAUUUCUGGUGGAAGAGGCAGGAAAAGGCCUCCCUCAUCCAUCAAUCAGGUCAGCCUAGGACUGAGGGCCCAGUUCUCUUGGCUCCUCUUUCUAGAACAAAUGUCACAGCUCCACUGGCCCUUGGAGAAGAAGGGUGGGCAAGAUUAAGACAGGAUAAGGCAUGGGGGAGGCAAAUGUCAGAGUUCUGGCCAAAGGUUUCCCCAGACCCACCUCAGGCCACUGCAGACCACCUGUUGUGCAUCUGUACUCUCUUCCUGACCUUGCUUGACUUGGCCCAAGGCUCCAGGGGUUCCAUAGACCCCAACAAGCCAUUCAUCACUGUCUGGAACGCAGACACCCAGUGGUGCCUGGACAGACACGGAGUAGAUGUGGACGUCAGUGUCUUUGAUGUGGUUGCCAACAAGGGACAGACCUUCCGUGGCUCUGACAUGACUAUUUUCUACAGCUGGCAGUUGGGUACCUACCCCUACUAUACAUCCACUGGGGAACCCGUAUUUGGUGGCUUGCCCCAGAAUGCUAGCCUGGUUGCUCACCUGAUCCACGCAUUCCAGGACUUCAAAGCUGCCAUGCCUGAACCUGACUUCUCAGGAUUAGCAGUCAUUGAUUGGGAGGCAUGGCGCCCACGCUGGGCCUUCAAUUGGGACAGCAAGGACAUUUACCGGCAGCGCUCCCGGGCACUGGUAAAGGCAGAGUACCCUGACUGGCCUGAAACUUCAGUGGAGGCAGCAGCCCAAGACCAGUUUCAGAAAGCUGCCCAAGCCUGGAUGGCAGGCACCCUCCAGCUAGGACAGGUACUGCAUCCUCAUGGCCUCUGGGGCUUCUAUGGCUUCCCUGACUGCUACAACUAUGACUUUCUAAGUCCCAACUACACAGGCCAGUGCUUGCCAAGCAUCUGUGACCAGAAUGACCAGCUAGGGUGGCUGUGGAACCAGAGCCGUGCCCUCUACCCCAGUAUCUACUUGCCUAAAGCAUUGAUGGGUACAGGGAAGACACAGAUGUAUGUUCAAAAUCGUGUGCAGGAAGCAUUCCGUGUAGCUAUGGCUGCCAGAGACCCCAAUUUGCCAGUACUGCCCUACCUCCAGAUCUUCUACAAAAUGACAAAUCAUCUUCUACCCCUGGAGGAGCUGGAAUACAGCCUGGGGGAGAGUGCAGCCCAAGGAACAGCAGGAGUGGUGCUCUGGGUGAGCUGGGAAAACACAAGAACCAAGGAAUCAUGCCAAGUCAUCAAGGAAUAUAUGGAUUCCACACUUGGGCCCUUCAUACUGAAUGUGACCAAUGCAGCUCUUCUCUGCAGUAAAUCCCUGUGUUCUGGCCAUGGCCGCUGUAUGCGCCACCCCAGCUACCCUGAGGCUUUCCUCAUCCUGAACCCUGCCAGUUUCUCCAUAACAUCUGAUAGCAGGCCCCUGACCCUGAAGGGUGCCCUCUCACUUGAGGAUCAGACACAGAUGGCUAAGAAAUUCAAAUGUCGCUGUUACAGGGGCUGGAGUGGAGAGUGGUGUGAAAAGCAGGGCAUGUGGUGAUUGUGCCAGGUUGCACACUUUGAGUACCUAACACACCCUGUGCCUACUUGUGACUUUCUCAAAUACAGUCACAGACACAAGUCAGCCAGGAGUAGACUCACUGGCAUAGUCAUAUGAACAUGCAUACUCACAGACUGGAGUAGUCAUCCAAUGAGUUAGAACUAAGGGCAGACACCAUCAACUCAGUGCUUAUAAGGGCAUACUUGACAGGAUCAUAGACAAUUCCUGCAGCACUGAGACAGAAGUCACAAAAGAUAACAUUUGACAUGUACCUGCUUUGUGCCAAGUCCUGUGCUAAGCACAUAAGUGAGCUAAGUUAUUCAAUCCUCACAAUGAGGCGAUGAGAAAUCUGAGGCACCCAGGGAGGGUGAAUACUUUUUGUCCAAUGUUGCACAGCAAGAAGAAAGACAAGCAGAUUGAAACUAAACUAUCUGCACUAGGGAUAGAACCCUUGUGCACCUACUGUGUGUUGAUGGUGCCCUAAGUGAGCUGGGAAAAUAACACCACUUCAUACAUAUAUAAUCCCUAAAUCCUCUGAGACACUUGCACUGCUCAACCCAGAAAAUAAAGUUAUGAUUUGCUUAA
Molecule: messenger RNA, 2271 nt
Organism: Nannospalax galili (Upper Galilee mountains blind mole rat)
Lineage: Eukaryota; Metazoa; Chordata; Mammalia; Rodentia; Spalacidae
Gene: Hyal1
Product: hyaluronidase 1
Exons: 5
Coding region: 340-1686 (448 amino acids)
Biological process (GO): carbohydrate metabolic process; hyaluronan catabolic process
Molecular function (GO): hyalurononglucosaminidase activity
Source: RefSeq, a predicted model, not a curated record